GGCGUGUGGCUGAGUUGGAGCAGCAGCAGCCGUGUGAUGCAAACCGUGAAUGAGUGCAGCCCUGUGCCUGCUCCGGCUGCAGCACGCACAUUCGCCGGCUCCGGGGCGUCCGCCAGCAUGGCCUGCGAGCUUGUCCGGAUCAUGCGCCAGGAUGAUGCAAACCUCGCAGGCAACGUCCAUGGGGGGAUCAUCCUGAAAAUGAUUGAAGAGGCAGGCGCCAGCAGCAGCACCCGCCACUGCAACUCCCAGUCAGGGGAGCACUGUGUGGCGGCGCUGGCCCGGGUGGAGCGGACAGACUUCCUCUCACCCAUGUGCAUCGGGGAGGUGGCGCACGUCAGCGCAGAGAUCACGUUCACCUCCAGGCACUCCGUGGAAGUCCAGGUCAGCGUGCUGGCUGAGAACAUCCUCACAGGUUCCAAGAGAGUGACGAACAGGGCGACGCUGUGGUAUGUGCCGCUUUCUCUAAAGAACGUGGACAAAGUCCUUGAAGUUCCUCCCAUUCAGUACGCUGGGGAGGAGCUGGAGGAGGAAGGGAAAAAACGCUACGAAGAGCAGAAACUGGACCGACUGACAACUAAACAGCGAAACGGGGACGUCAUCUUUCCUGUGAUCAACGCAGACAGACAGACUAAAGAGCCAUUCACUGUCGGCUACAGCCAGUCCAGCCUGAUCCAUCUGGUGGGCCCCUCAGACUGCACUCUCCAUGGAUUUGUACACGGCGGUGUCACCAUGAAGCUCAUGGACGAGGUGGCUGGGAUCGUGGCUGCUCGCCAUUGUAAGACCAACAUCGUCACAGCUUCCGUGGACGCCAUUAACUUCCAUAAGAAGAUCAAAAAAGGUUGUGUCAUUACCAUCUCCGGACGCAUGACCUUCACCAGCAAUAAAUCCAUGGAGAUCGAGGUCUUUGUGGACGCGGAUCCGUUUGUGGAUGAGCCCAAAGAGCGAUACCGAGCGGUCAGCGCGUUCUUUACCUACGUGUCCCUGAGCAAGGAGGGGAAGCUGCGGCCUGUGGCACAGCUGAUGGUAGAAACCGAAGAUGAGAAGAGGCGUUUUGAAGACGGCAAAGGGAGAUACCUUCAAAUGAAAGCGAAAAGGCAGCUCCAGCCGCCUCCCCUCGAUCAACAAUGACCCUCCAUCUUAGACCUCAAUAUUUAUGUAUGGGAGAGCCACCUAGAAAUAGGCAUCUCCAUGUAGGAAUAUUUACUUGGACAAAUAAACCUCACUAGUGUUGUAUGAGCUGUUCACAGGCCCUGUGUAUUCCCUGCCCUGCGCCUGCCCAGAGGGAGUUAGAGUUCAAGCUGGCUGCCGAGCCGCGUUCCAGAAGAUGCGCUUUCUGGGCUUUCAAAGUGAACCUUUCAGCUGGUCCUGCAGGGUUGCGAGCCGGAACGUCCUCCUCUUGUGUUCGCAGGCAGGCGGAAAUAUUGCGGUGUCUGAGCUGCUCUUCACAAGUGACUGUGAAAUCUGAAAGGCAGGGAGGCCAGCUUAAAUCUGACUGCGGAUUUGGUAAACGACUGAGCAGUUUAAUAGAAGUCUCCAGUCUGAGAGAUUCCAGCAUUCCAGGCAAAGUGCUGGGCCUCCCUGGCGGCCACAGGCCCUCGCCUGCUCCCCAAAACCUGCCCCUUCUCAAAGGCCACUUUCUGAAAGACAGCUGCAUGAUCCGCUUGUAAAGGGCCCAUUGGAUCUGAUGUCCGGGUACCGGACACAGCGAAUUGUCCGUUCCGGUGCACAAUUGGAGAAAGUAACUCGUCUGCCAGAGGUGGUGGCACCGCAGCAUUGCAAAGAAUACACAGGGCCUUGACUCUGUGAUGCAGUUAAUCUACUGUCUGUCCUCAAAUACGUGCACCAAAGCUUGUUUAGAAUACCCCAGUACCGAUGCUGCUCCGUGUUGUACGGGACUCAGUUCGUUCCACUCAAGUCCAUGUAAUAUUUAUGUGCACCUCUAAGUUAUUUACUGUGCACCGUGACGUAAAUAAAGUUCGGCUUCAGCUGAA
Molecule: messenger RNA, 1991 nt
Organism: Pelodiscus sinensis (Chinese soft-shelled turtle)
Lineage: Eukaryota; Metazoa; Chordata; Testudines; Trionychidae
Source: RefSeq, a predicted model, not a curated record